AUGGCGGCUGUCAAGAUUGAUGGCACUACAAUUGCCAAAAACAUCAGGGAGCGCCUGAAUGUCGAGAUUCAGAAGUCACAGGAAACCAAUCCUAGGUUCAAGCCUUGCUUGGUCAUUUUCCAAAUUGGCGACAGAUCAGAUUCCAGCACUUAUGUGCGCAUGAAGCUGAAGGCUGCUAAGGAGGCAAAUAUACACUGCAAACUUAACAAAUUCGCUGAAGAUAUCAGCGAACCCGAACUGCUUCAAGAAAUCUCACUCGCAAACAACGACCCGAGCGUGCAUGGCAUUAUCGUCCAAUUACCUCUCCCAAGCCACCUUUCCGAACAUUCUAUUACAUCUGCUGUCGCUGCGGAGAAAGAUGUUGACGGCUUUGGAGCUGUCAAUAUUGGAGAGCUGGCCAAGCGAGGAGGCAAGCCUCUGUUUGUUCCAUGCACCCCCCAGGGAGUAAUGGAACUCCUUCGUACCACUGGAGUUGAGCUGGCCGGCAAAAAUGCCGUGGUUUUGGGCAGAAGUGACGUUGUUGGAAGCCCUGUCAGCUACUUGUUGAAGAGUGCGGAUGCCACUGUCACUGUCUGCCACUCGAAAACCAAAAACUUGGAAGCCAUUGUCAAGGAUGCAGAUAUCUUGGUUGCUGCCAUUGGGAAACCCGAGUUUGUCAAGGGUUCGUGGCUUCGACCGGGCGUGGUGGUCAUCGAUGUUGGCACCAACUACAUUCCUGACGCAACGAAGAAAUCAGGCCAACGGCACAUCACACCUCUACCUAUCAAGCUUCAAAGCCCAGUCCCCUCAGACAUCGCCAUCUCUCGAGCCCAGCGGCCCAAGCCUAUUACCCAGAUUGCCGCAGAGGUCGGCAUUGAACCGCACGAGUUAGAGCCAUACGGACAUACCAAGGCCAAGGUUAGCCUUGACCUUUUAGAUCGUCUAUCUCACCGCCGUAACGGACGCUAUAUUUUGGUAUCCGGAAUCACCCCAACCCCUCUAGGGGAAGGCAAAUCGACCACGACUAUGGGUCUCACACAGGCUCUUGGCGCCCAUCUCAACAGGGUAGUCUUCGCCAACGUCCGACAGCCCAGUCAAGGCCCUACCUUCGGAAUCAAGGGCGGUGCAGCUGGAGGAGGAUACAGCCAGGUCAUCCCUAUGGACGAAUUCAACCUUCACUUGACCGGUGACAUUCAUGCUAUUACGGCUGCAAACAACUUGCUAGCAGCUGCUAUCGAAACGAGAAUGUUCCACGAAUCCACGCAAAGCGACGCUGCGCUAUAUAAACGGCUAGUGCCAGUCAAGAAGGGGAAACGCGAAUUCCAAAGCAUCUUCUUCCGACGAUUGAAGAAAUUAGGGAUUACAAAAACGGACCCAAACGACCUAACACCAGAGGAAAUCAACCGCUUCGCAAGAUUGGAUAUUGACCCGGAGACCAUUACCUGGCGGAGAGUCCUGGACGUGAACGACAGGCACCUGCGUACCAUAACGGUUGGCCAGGCUGCAACCGAGAAAGGCCACACUAGACAGACCGGCUUUGAUAUCUCCGUUGCAAGCGAGUGUAUGGCCAUCCUCGCCCUUAGCAAUGACCUUGGCGACAUGCGAGAACGCCUUGGUAGAAUGGUGGUUGCAACGUCUAAGAACGGCGAUCCCGUCACUUGCGACGACAUUGGCUGCGGGGGCGCCCUCGCUGCGCUGAUGAGGGAUGCAAUUAAACCAAAUCUCAUGCAAAGUCUCGAGGGAACGCCAGUGUUUGUCCACGCUGGGCCCUUCGCCAACAUCAGCAUUGGCGCCAAUUCCGUCGUGGCGGAUAAACUCGCCCUGAAACUGGCAGGCACAGAGCCAGACGAGGACCAUGAAGCAAAGACCGGGUUCGUCGUCACCGAAGCCGGCUUCGAUUUCACCAUGGGCGGCGAGCGGUUCUUCAACAUCAAGUGCCGCUCGUCAGGCCUCGUUCCGGACACGGUGGUCAUCGUCGCCACCGUCCGAGCCAUCAAGGCUCACGGAGGCGGGCCCCCUAUCGCCCCCGGCGCCCCGCUGGCUGCAGAAUACACGACCGAAAACGUAGAACUGUUACGAAACGGCUGCGUCAAUCUGAAGAAACAGAUCGAAAACGCAAAGCGCUACGGCAUCCCCGUCGUGGUCGCCAUCAACAAAUUCGAAACCGACACGGACGCCGAGGUCGCGGUGAUUCGCGAAGAGGCAAUCGCCGCAGGCGCGGAGGAUGCUAUUCCCGCCAACCACUGGGCGGAGGGUGGUGCCGGAGCCGUCGACCUAGCCAAGGGCGUCAUCAUCGCCAGCUCGAAGCCCAAGGAUUUCAAGCUGCUGUAUGAUCUCGAGGGCACGGUACAGGAGCGCAUCGAGCGCAUCGGGAAGGAGAUGUACGGCGCCGCGAAGGUGGAGUUCAGUGAGCUUGCGCAGAAGAAGGUCGACUCGUAUACCAAGCAGGGCUUUGGAAACCUCCCGAUCUGCAUUGCGAAGACGCAGUAUUCGCUCAGUCACGAUCCGAACCUCAAGGGUGCGCCGACCGGCUUCACCGUUCCAAUCAGGGAUGUCAGGCUUGCCGUUGGUGCGGGAUAUUUGUACGCACUCGCCGCUGAUAUCCAAACCAUCCCCGGCCUCCCCACUGCACCCGGAUAUCUCAAUGUCGAUGUUGAUGCCGAGACUGGCGAAAUUGAUGGUCUUUUCUGA
Messenger RNA from Histoplasma mississippiense, 2670 nucleotides. Its product is annotated as formate--tetrahydrofolate ligase. The coding region runs from base 1 to 2670 and encodes 889 amino acids. The transcript has 6 exons. The record is from RefSeq and is a predicted model, not a curated record. NCBI's taxonomy places the organism in Eukaryota, Fungi, Ascomycota, Eurotiomycetes, Onygenales, Ajellomycetaceae. Gene Ontology annotation, molecular function: formate-tetrahydrofolate ligase activity; methylenetetrahydrofolate dehydrogenase (NADP+) activity; methenyltetrahydrofolate cyclohydrolase activity. Gene Ontology annotation, cellular component: cytosol. Gene Ontology annotation, biological process: tetrahydrofolate interconversion.